Molecule: messenger RNA, 5361 nt
Organism: Anopheles aquasalis
Lineage: Eukaryota; Metazoa; Arthropoda; Insecta; Diptera; Culicidae
Gene: exd
Product: PBX homeobox extradenticle
Biological process (GO): regulation of DNA-templated transcription
Cellular component (GO): nucleus
Molecular function (GO): DNA-binding transcription factor activity, RNA polymerase II-specific; DNA binding
Source: RefSeq, a predicted model, not a curated record
GUGCGAAAGGUGGGCUGUGUUACAUUCUUCUGCCGUGAAAAAUUGUUAUUUUAAUGAAUGGAAUUUUUUCAUGCUUUUCCACAACUGGGCUAACGUUUGUGCAUAGUUUGGUUUAAUGUGUGACGGGUGUAGACUCAGCUACGCGUUACUAUUCUUCCCAGCGAUCCACAAAAAUUAAACGACCAUUCAAAGGCAUCACAAUCCGUCUUGGGAAGCUCUUGAAUGCUAUUGGCUAGGGAACUCUCCAGUUGUCUUCUGUAGUGUAUACAGUAAAAAGGUUGUGCUAACGAAAUUAUUGGAGCUUCAAUUACGAUGGAAGAUCCGAAUCGGAUGAUGGGUGGACACGGUGGUCUAAUGCCGCCCAAUUAUGGUAUGCCCACAAACGACGGACAACCUGGUGUCGAUAACGAUCCUCGCAAGCAAGAUAUUGGCGAAAUCUUGCAACAGAUAAUGAAUAUUACUGAUCAGUCACUGGAUGAAGCUCAAGCCCGGAAACACACGCUGAACUGUCAUCGGAUGAAACCAGUUUUGUUUGCUGUGCUUUGUGAAAUUAAGGAAAAAACGGUCUUAUCGCUGCGAAACACGCAAGAGGAAGAGCCUCCAGAUCCUCAAUUGAUGCGUUUGGACAACAUGUUGAUUGCCGAAGGGGUUGCGGGGCCUGAAAAAGGUGGUGGUGCAGGUGUGGAAAAUGGGGCGACUUUGGCCGUUGCCAAUGAUUUCCUGUCCCAGUCAGAUCUUACCGGUGGCCAAGAUAAUGCUAUUGAACACUCAGACUAUCGGGCUAAAUUAGCUCAAAUACGACAAAUUUAUCAUCAAGAAUUGGAAAAGUAUGAACAAGCUUGCAGUGAGUUCACCACGCAUGUCAUGAAUCUUUUGAGAGAGCAGAGUCGCACAAGACCCAUUACACCAAAAGAAAUCGAACGAAUGGUACAAAUCAUUCACCGGAAAUUCAGUUCCAUUCAGAUGCAGCUUAAACAAUCCACAUGUGAAGCCGUGAUGAUAUUGCGCUCUCGAUUUCUGGAUGCUCGACGAAAACGACGCAAUUUCAGCAAACAAGCUUCAGAGAUUCUAAACGAAUAUUUCUAUAGCCAUCUGAGUAAUCCAUACCCAUCGGAGGAAGCAAAGGAGGAAUUGGCUCGCAAAUGCGGCAUUACGGUGUCACAAGUCUCAAAUUGGUUUGGCAACAAGCGCAUUCGCUACAAAAAAAAUAUUGGAAAAGCGCAAGAGGAAGCGAAUCUUUACGCAGCAAAGAAGGCAGCCGGUGCUUCGCCAUAUUCAAUGGGCGGUCCUCCAAGUGGCGCCGCUACGCCAAUGAUGUCGCCAGCACCCGCUCAAGAUUCAAUGGGCUACUCUUUAGGUUCUGGUGGAUAUGAUCAACAACAGCCAUACGACGGCAGCAUGGGUUAUGAUCAGCUACAUCAAGACCUUAGCCCUUGAGUAGAAGGCCAAUGAAAUAUUGAUUAUCCAAUGACGUGAACUAGUAAUGUCACCCAUUUAAAGCAAAUACGAGUUUAUUUGCCGGUAAAAUUUGUUCAUCAUUAUAGUGUUAUGCCGAGCCUGUACGAAGGUCUACGUUUGUAGAUAUAGUUUCCUCAAACAAUCAUACGGAACUAAUUCUGGUGUAAAAUAUGGAAUUCCAUUGAUGCAUAAAUAUAGCUUCCACGAAUAAUGAAAAUGAAAAGAUCACCGCCGACAUUUUCCAUAUAAAAUCGGGCAUUUUUGUAUAGGAAAUGUCUGCGGGGAUGGCGAUAUGAGAGAACAUGGGGACCUGCACUUAAUGUUGAGUUUAACUGCUGUAGAUCUCUUUUCGCUGGUGUAUAUUCCGUGGUGUAUUGUGUAUAUUCCGUUUAUUAGCAGUGGUAUAAUAUUUCAUAUCUGGUCUAAAAGUUUAACAGAAAAAGUUCAAAAUCACAAAAGGCAAACACGUAAAAAUGUAUACGGAUACUAGUAAAAUAUGCUAGUGGCAGAUUAGGGAGGUAGAAAAACGAUUUUAAAAAAAAUUAAAGUUAAAAAAAACUAUAUGGUACUUCCACGUUUCGACAACAUCACAUUAUCACAAACUAUAUUAUUGUAUUUAAUUACAAUUCAUGCAUUUCUGUGCAUGGCGUAUUGAUAAUUACUCGUUUUCAUUCGGUAAAUCAGUCUUUCGGGUAGCAGUGGAUUUCAUAAAAUAUUCUUAAUGUUCGCUACGAUCGUAAAGUAUCAAACAAGCAAUGUACAUCCCGGAAUGGUAAAAUGCACAACACAUAGCGCACAUGAUUAUAAUGGUUUGGUUCAAAAGGAAGGGUUUGAAAAGAAAUCUUUUGCUUUGCAAUGAAUGUUUUUUUAUCCGUUUAACAAACUAGCUGGAAUACUAAUGUACGAACCAGAGGAAGCUCCUUAAGAACAAUGUGGGACUCACACCCACUAAACCACUAAUUGGUUUUCCGUUACCACCCUGCUGCAGAUGACUCGCAGCGAAGCACUUGCACCGUGAAAACACAGGUCUGAAUCGACUUUUUUUUUCGGAGUAACGUUAUUCAAACCACCUUACGUACUCGUUACUCCUGAAAACAUUUCCUCCCAAAUGUACCGCCAAGGCGCAAUGGCAAUGUAAUGGUAGCCUACUAAUAAAUGAUACUUUAAAGCAAUGGUAGUUUCCAUAAAAAUGUCAGUUAUUGCAAUGUUUUAAUUUCGGAAUAGAGGAUGUUCGCUAAACGCUUUAAUUCGGAAAACUCUUAAUUCUGCAUAAUUUCUUAAUUCUGAAUUUAAACUGUAAAAGGAAAAACGUGUACUAUUUGCCACUUCAAAAAUUUAUGAUGAAUUUUAAAAUCUAAUUUUACUAGUGUUACCUUUCCACUUAAUCGACGAAUUUCUUUAGUUUACUGUAAUGCAAUCAAUAAUUUGACCUUACUCGGAAUACGACGAAUGUAUGCGUUGAAUAAUUUAAUGGACGAACUUGACAAUGGAGCGUGCGACGUUGUUAGUCAUUUUGAGUUAAUAAGAAAAAAAUGCGACAUACAAUAACCAACAUUAGCAUUAACGAAAACGUAGAGAAUAACGACGAGGGAAAACGUAGAGAAUAUUCCUUUUCUAACUAAAUGAUGUGGAUAAUAGAGUUGGUAACUAACGGAUCUAAAAGAAAGUUUAAGCUUAAAGGAAAACACUGAAGAAACAUCUCCCUCGGUUGUAAGAUCGUAUCGCAAAUUUGAUGGAAUUUUGAAGAAACUCACAAAUGACGUGAUUCGUUUAAAUCUAUUUCUAAACGCAACAAAGCAACACUCGACAGCAACAAAGCGGAAUGCCACGCAUCACUAAAGAAACAACAACAUUAUAGCUAUUGAUGAGCAUUGGUAUAUUGCUUCUGGAUGCGUCCUCAUAAAGUUAGAUCGAAUGAUUGAAGGAUUGGUAUGAUAUAUCGUUCGCCACAUAUGUUAUGUACAGGGUACGCCAUCAGGAUGGAUCCAAUUUUAAACUUGAAUAACUCUGUCAUUUUUCAGCCAAUUUUAAAAAAUAAACCAGUUUCAUUUAGGUUAUUCUAUGCCAUUUAUUGUGCCAUACUCAAAAUAUGAUAUCGUUCAAAUGACCGCCUUCAUUCGCGCAUAUAAAAGCGGUCUUUUUUAGGGCAUUUUGUAUUGUUUUGACAGCAUUUAGGGAGUUAUGUGGCAAUUUCAGCUCUAAUAUUUGCCUUAAGUUUGUUUCAUCGCCUUCAAUUUGUUUGCAAAAACCUUAUUUUUCAAACAGACCUACAGAAUAAAGCCCAGCGCCGUGAUAUGCGGCGAAGGAGGAAACCACCCUUUACUCAUUAUCCAUUGCACGACCGCAGUUUCACUAUUGACCGAUUUUUUUCAAUGUAACGUGUGACAAUUUCAGUCCACUCUUUUAACUUGAAGUGAUCCUUUAUUAAAAUGGCAUAGACUGAUGUUUCAGAAACUGUCCUACUUGUCAAAAUCGGCUGAAAAUUUACAGAUUUAUUCAACUUUAAAACAGGCGAUGGCGAUGGCCUGAUGGCGCACUCUGUAUAUGUUAUCACUUUUGUCAAAAUUUCAUUAUUCAAUUAGUUUGAGUACAAUCGGAUUUAUAUAGUGAAAUUUCGAUUCAAUAUAAAAGAUACUUGAAAUCAAUUUGCUAUGGUUUUGCUAAGGUUUUGAAGUUUCUAUCCUGUAAAUUUCGGAAUAAAUCGCCUACGGUUGUUUUCGAAAUGGUUGUCGUCCUUGUGGCGUUUCUCCAAUAAUUAUAACUUAUUCCUUUAGUGGCUCUGCGGAUUUGUCGGUUCAUAAAGUAAAUGAAUUUCUGAAAUAUCCCACCAAACCACUUUCGGAAAGAUGGAAGGCUGCUUAAUUGAUCUUCACUCUAUGUUUCAGUAUUGAAUGCUGACUAUAACGCAAAUCCAAAUCCCAAUGCUGCUCUUGCAAAAUAGACAACCGUAUGGCAACAUGAAGAACAUGAACCCAGGUCUUUAACGCUCAAGACAAUAUACGUAUGGAAAGAGCAUUUUGUAAAUGUCAGCAGAUACAAAAUACUGUAAAGUGAACAUAAGAAAUUUAGAUCGAAUGCUAGUUUUACUGAAUGUACACGAAACUCGCAAUGAGCAAAGAAAUCAUUUGUAUACGAAAAAUAAAAAAAGAUAGAAAAAUUACUAUAAUAUUAAAAUAUUACAAAAAAGUGCAUGCUAAACAAAGGUUUAGAAAAUUACUAAAAAUACUAACAGUAGCAGUUGGAAGAGAUGAGCAUGAUUUAAUUUCGACCGUGACUAUUGCGUUAUCAGAACGCAUAUCAUCCCGAACAUCAUUUAGAGGACAAACAUAGAAACAAAUGCAUAGAUAAUAUGUCUAAAAAGCUAAAAGUUCAUCAGUUUCAUAUUACCGCUGCCACAAACACUGUUUCAAUUGCCUCAUUUUGAUUAUUUAUGAUGAUUUUGAAAUGCUCAGAAAUCUCAAAACCUUACAGUCGCAACACUGACGUAAUUAUUCGAAUGAACAGCAAAAAUUGCAACAUUUGUUGUAUGGCGUCUGAUUUCCCUUUUUCAUUUUGUGUUAACAAAUCAAAUUUCGUUCUUUUCUUUUAAUUUCAAUUUACACAGAUGAUUUAAACAUUAAAAUCGGGAAAAAACGAAAUGCAUGCUGCAGUAAACGAUGAUUGCAAAAUGCAACUUUCUUAAAAAGGGAAGGUAUCUUAAAAUUAUGAAAACAAGAGAAAAUACGAUUAAAGUAAGUACCAGUCUAAGAAUUAGAAACAAAAAAGUAAACGAGGAAAAGAAAAAAAAAGAAUAUGUAUACGAAAUACGAAAACGAUUUAAAACUCUAUCCAUUACAAUCCAUUUUUCUGUACUUAAUUACGAUGAAAUAGCUAAACAAGUAAAAUAAAAAACAACAAACAUGA